Molecule: messenger RNA, 357 nt
Organism: Alternaria viburni
Lineage: Eukaryota; Fungi; Ascomycota; Dothideomycetes; Pleosporales; Pleosporaceae
Exons: 2
Coding region: 1-357 (118 amino acids)
Biological process (GO): attachment of spindle microtubules to kinetochore; mitotic cell cycle
Cellular component (GO): mitotic spindle; mitotic spindle pole body; DASH complex
Source: RefSeq, a predicted model, not a curated record
AUGUCGAACUUCACACGGCCUCUUCCCUCACAUCUCCGCAACCAGUCCAUGGGCGGGUCUCAGCAACAAUCCCCUGUGUUGCUUGCGCGCAUUGCAGAAAAGAAAGCCGAAUUAGCCAACUUGAAGGACCUGCAAGCGCUAAGCGGAGGGCUUGCAGACCAGAUGCAGAUGCUCGCUGACAAGCUAUCGACAUUGUCAGAUGGAACAGAAGCAAAACUUCCGAAACCGAAAGACGAGGAUGAGACGGAAAAGAAGGCAGAAGAUGGGCCACCACUGCCCCAGACGCUUGUCCGCAUUCCUACACAACACGCUCCUGCGGUGAUAGAACAGGCGAAUGCAGCUACUGCAGAGGACUGA